Molecule: messenger RNA, 3888 nt
Organism: Carassius carassius (crucian carp)
Lineage: Eukaryota; Metazoa; Chordata; Actinopteri; Cypriniformes; Cyprinidae
Gene: git2a
Product: G protein-coupled receptor kinase interacting ArfGAP 2a
Exons: 20
Coding region: 558-2960 (800 amino acids)
Biological process (GO): regulation of ARF protein signal transduction; brain development
Molecular function (GO): GTPase activator activity; protein binding
Source: RefSeq, a predicted model, not a curated record
UCGGACAAUGUCUGGUUAAUUCUGAGUUUAUAAUUGUAUUCCAAAUAUAAACAUUUUUUUUUCAGAAUUAUAUAUUUAGUAUAAUGUAUUUUAAUAUAGUCGCGAAUAGAUGGAAAAAAUUGAUAAAAUAUCUCACGCGUUGCAGUGACGCGUCUGUCCACUGUGUGUCAGGCAGUGCUAGAAAGCUGAUUUAUCGUCACUGUAAACUCAAAUGUGUGGUCUGGGAGGGCAGAUGGCACUCUACUGCGAUCUAAUGGGUUGCUGGCAAGCAUUUCCGUAGUGUAGUGUUUAACGCAUCAUGACAGAGGCUCCACUGCCUGACGCGCCUGUCCUAAUUUCAAGCUAACGCUAGACAAGCUAGCCCGACAUACAUUAUUUCACAUACAGUAGCUAACGGUAGUGCAGAUGCGUACACACAUUUAACUCCUCCGUAUGCGCGUCCUCUCUUCUGGCAUGAGAUCAUCUUUCAGUGAUAAAACGCUUUUAAACAUCCGAUCAUCAUGUCAAAGCGGUGCAUGCUUUAAAUUUACCCGUGGACUAUUGUUGGUCGAUAAUUCAUGGUAAUACCAACGCUCCCGGAGACAAGGAUGUCGAAACGGCUGCGAAAUAGCGAAGUUUGCGCGGACUGCAGCAGUUCGGAUCCUCGCUGGGCGUCUGUGAACAGAGGAGUUCUGAUAUGUGAUGUGUGCUGCGGUGUUCACCGCAGUCUGGGUCGCCACAACUCACAAGUGCGGCAUUUGUCAAACACACCCUGGCCGCCCACCCAGCUACAGAUGGUUCAAACAUUAUACAACAAUGGUGCUAAUGCAAUAUGGGAGCACACUCUGCUGGACCUGUCAUCCAUCACCAGCGGGAAACGCAAACCCAAUCCGCAGGAUAAAGCCCACCCUAACAAAACCGAGUUCAUAAAAUCAAAGUAUCAAAUGCUGGCUUUCGUCCAUCGUUUACCCUGUCGAGAUGACGACAGUACAGCAGCCGCUGAUCUAAGCAAGCAACUUCACUCCAGCGUUAGAACCGGCAAUCUUGAGACUUGUUUGCGGUUACUAUCGCUUGGGGCUCAACCCAACUACUUCCACCCGGAGAAAGGAAACACUCCACUGCACAUAGCAGCUAAAGCAGGGCAAGUGUGCCAGGUUGAGCUUCUCUGUGUUUAUGGGGCAGACCCUGGUGCUCCAGACUCCAACGGCAAAACCCCCAUCCACUAUGCAAGGGAAGCUGGCCAUCAAGACCUGGCAGACAGACUGGUGGAAAUACAGUAUGAGCUCACAGAUAGGCUGGCCUUCUAUCUCUGUGGGCGAAAGCCUGAUCACAAGAAUGGACAGCAUUUCAUUAUACCACAGAUGGCGGACAGCAGUCUGGAGUUAUCGGAGUUCGCAAAAGCUGCUAAAAGAAAACUGCAGUCUCUCAGCGAUCAUUUGUUUGAGGAAUUGGCAAUGGAUGUGUAUGAUGAAGUUGAUCGAAGAGAGACUGAUGCAGUUUGGCUAGCUACUCAGAACCACAGCAACUUGGAGACAACAGUUGUGCCUUUCCUUCCUGUAAACCCAGAGUACUCAUCAACACGAAACCAGGGAAGACAAAAACUGGCAAGGUUUAAUGCUCAUGAAUUUGCCACACUUGUGAUUGAUAUUCUGAGUGAUGCAAAGCGACGCCAGCAGGGGAAUUCAGUCUCAAGUCCUAAAGACAAUGUUGAUGUAUUCUUCAAAAGUAUGGGCAGUCGUCAUGGAAGUGAAAGCCAGGAAAUUGACCAGCCAGACUAUGACAGUGUGGCAUCUGAUGAGGACACGGAAACUGAUUUACGAGUGGGCAAAGCAGACAGAACUAAGAGUUUGGACUCUGAUCUGUCCGAUGGACCGAUUUCCGUGCAGGAGUUCCUGGAGGUGAAAAAUGCACUUUCAGCCUCGGAGGCCAAAAUUCAGACACUGAUGAAGGCCAACAGUAAUCUGAGUGAGGAGCUGAGAUUGAUGCAGAAAAAGCUGCAGUCUCUGCAAAGCGAGAACAGUUCUCUCAGGCGGCAGGUCUCCGCUCAACAAUCCUAUCAGGCCCCCGGCGGCCCUGACCACCCCAAUCCCUCCAGUCCCUCCUCCUCUUCCUCCUCUUCCUCCUCCUCUGCCCUGAAACGCCACCUGUCUGCACGGGCGAGCCGCCCAAUGUCUAUGUAUGAAACCGGCUCUGGUCUGAAGCCCUUUCUCCCCAAGGGAGAGACCCCUUACCCUGAGGAGACCUUCCCCACCCUGCAACCCUUCCCAACCUAUGCCUCCAAAUUUGACAAGCAGAGCAAUGUUUCUGAUGGUGACUACGAUAACACUGUCAACGAAUCUGAUCUGAACGACUCCGGCUUUGGCCGAAGAUGUCGUUUGCGCAGCAGUGGCUGGAUGGGAGACAGCAUUUCUAUACCGGAGCUGGAUGAUCACGAAUGCGAGCCUGACCCCAGUCUGCCCAGCACUGAAGACGUCAUCCGUAAAACUGAGCAGAUCACCAAGAACAUCCAGGAACUGCUUAGGGCUGCGCAGGAGAACAAGCAUGAGAGUGCACCAUGUGAGCAGAGGGAGAGUGUCCGCAGACUUAGACACAGUCUGGGUUGUUUCAGCACUCUGGUGCCUUGGGCAGACAAGCCCCCAUCUCCCAUGCAGUCCCUCGGCCUAAGAGCUCCCCACCCAGCCAACCCCAACAACCCUGCCUCCUGCUUUAUACCCUGCGCAGAAAGAAUAUAUGUGGCUGUGAGUGAAAUGGCUGCCCUGUUCCCCAAGAGACCACGCUCUGAGACGGUGAAGAACUCUUUGCGAUUAUUAACGUCCAGUGCAAACCGGCUGCAGAGUGAGUGCAAGAAAGCAUCUCCCCUGGAGAGCAGCUCCGCAGCCGACAUGCAGUUUGUCACCCAGCAGGUCAUCCAGUGUGCUUAUGACAUCGCCAAGGCUGCUAAGCAACUUGUUACCAUAACCACCAAAGAGAACAACAACUGAUCCUGCUUCCACCCAUUUCCACUUGACAUGCAACCAAACCCUGACAGUUUUCACCACAUGUUAUUUUAUCAGUAACUACUGGGCAUGUCACAAGUUUCUUUUUUUAAUCUAAGGUGUAUUUGCAUGUUUUUAUUUUUAAUUUAAGGUGUCUGUUAUCAGUGUUGUUUGGCUUAAAGCCAUAAGAUUAAGCCUGAAAUGCUCUCAAGGGUUGUGUAUAUGUCUUGACCUGUGAAAGUGGCAGUUGAGAUGUUGUGGACUGAGAGAGCAAGAAGAAUGAGUAGAAAUGAAUCCGCAAUGGAGCAGCAAAUCACAAACUAAAUAUUCAGUAAUUGCCUGACUCUUUGCACUAUUCUGAAAACAUUUAGUUCAUUGUUUGAGGUUGUCUGUGUUGUUUUUAAAUAGUUAAAUAAAGCCUAUUUUUCAGUAAUCUUAGUUAAAUCUAUAAUGUAAUAUAAAAUAAUCUGUUGUACAAAACAUUCAGUUAUUGUGGCCAGGUAGGCCAAUUUUAAAUACAGGUACAGUAAACUUGUAAUUAUAAAGAGAAAGUCAUAUUAAAUAUCAUUUUAAAAAGAUGCCCAAGGUUAAAUACCUUUUUCUCAGUUGGAUAAACCAUGUGGCUGUAAUUCAGAUUUACAGUCUGUAUUAAAGAAAAAAUAUAUAUAUAAUAAAUUGAGGAAAUGUUAAUUAACCUUAGUUUAAUUGUAUUUCAUCAGUUAUUUAGAGGUCACAGUACAGUAUUUAAUGACAUCUUUUUUUUUUCUUCAAUACACUGCAGAUGAAACAACCUCCACCAGCAAAUACUGUUUGUAAUCGUUUAGAUGUGUAUGUGUGUGUUUUAAGGUCAUCUUAUCGUACGUUCAGUUCAGUGUUUGGGCAGCUCUUUACUUUGCAGAUCUUUUUAUUUCCUCUCUAAGUAUUAUGUUCUAAC